AUGCUGUCCGUGCAGGGAGAGUCCCUGGUCGGGCGGCUCGUGAAUGUGACAGGAGACCAUGAAGUUGUGGAGGGAGCAGUGGCCGCGGAGGCUUCCAUAAAGGGGCAAGUUGUGCGCUGGGCUCCUGAGGAGCAGUACUGCAUGGUUCGCAGCUUUGGUGGCGCCUUUGUCCGGGCUCGGCCAGCAUCACUGGCAGAGAUGGAGGAGGAGUUUGAUGUGCUCUGGCCGGAGGGUGACAAUCUGCGAUUGCUGGGCAAGGAGGUCGCGGAAUGCCUUGCAAAAAAGAUGCACUGCCUGGUGCAGUGUUUCGCGUCCUACGAGGUUGGCCUUCGAGCCACGGAGAUGGCGAGAAAACGACUUGGCUGGAGGCGCUUUCCCAAGGAGUUGGAGCCUUCUUACCUGGGACAGAAUGCGCAGGGUAAGAUCUUGUGGCUCCCGGCCGAUGAUCCCCGCCGAGAGGUGCAGUCGCCGCUGGAAUCCUGUGACAGGUUGCUUUCAAAGCUCGCCUCCGGCCUCUACGUGGAAUGCCAAGACACACUGGGCUUCCUGCCGGACGGACGCUCCGACGCGCUGCUGUGGCUGCCGCCAAAGAGCCACAAAGAGGAAGAGGCUAACUUGCGGCAACAAGAGAGGCUCACCGAGGAGCACGUCAGGGACGGCCAGAUCGAGGGCCACAUCGACUUCGUUCAGUCGCGCAAGGUGUGUGCUCUCUACCAGGUAGCUGGCAGUGCCAACGUUGUGCUGCACAGCGCCGAAGGUGUCCCUAUUCAUGUAGCUCUUCGAAGUGGACAAGUUUUGGUAUUCCGGCACGACCUUUUGACCUUCUCCCAUGAAGGCAGCAUAGAUUCCUUGGCAAUGCUGACGUGGAUUUUCUCGACAGGUUAUGCUGCGGAGGUCCAGCAGCUGGCCGGGAUCAUAGGGAAGGAGGCUGAUGUGGCCUCAGGCGUGAUCAGUGGUCCACUGUCGCCGGUGAACCCUGUGACUGGCAAGACAGUGAGCGUAAUGUCUGCGGACUGCAUGUUGGCAGGAAACGGCGUCUCUCCGGAAGAGUACUGGCAAAUGCUGGCCAUGGGGACUGACGGCUGCCGCCAUCUUUCACCCUUGCGGUGGGACCCAGAAGUGUACUUUGAGCCGGACAAGGACAUUGCCUUUGGCAAGUACUACUCCAACCAUGGUGGGUUCGUUGUAGAAGACUACUUCCUGGGCUUUGAUGCUGCCUUCUUCGGCUUCACGGAUGAGCAGGCAGCUAUGAUGGAUCCAAUCCAACGCAACACGCUCGAAGUGGGCUAUUCGACCCUCCUGAAGGCCGGAUGGAACAGGAAGCGGCUGGGGAAUGCAAACGUAGGUGUCUAUAUCGGCAACUGUGGGACGGACUGGUCGGGCAUGAAGCUUAUUCUCCCUUCGGAUCUUCCAAGUAUGUCGGCCGAGAUGGUGGCUUUUAGGUUGUCGGCAAUGUCAGCACAUUCCACGAGCACACGACUUUCCUACAUUUUUGGCAUGACGGGGCCUAUCAGUACAUCAGAUACUGCCUGCUCGUCGUCUUUGGUGGCGACUGGUGAAGCCCACAAUGCUCUUCGGCAGCUCGAUCCCGGGCAGAAGAAUAUCACCAGCAGCUCCGGAAGCACCGAGCAUGCUUUGGCCAUGGGCACCAACGGCUUGCUGGGCCCCUUUUCCUGGAUUGGGCUCUGUGGCCCUAAGAUGCUUUCAGCGAAGGGCCGUUGCUUCACUUUCGACUAUGGAGCAGAUGGCUUCGGUCGCGGCGAAGGCACAAGUGGCAUCUUCAUGCAAGUCACACACGAAGAGCCGACGGAGAGACUGGCGAUCUUCUGUGGCACCAACAUCAACCAGGAUGGCAG
Molecule: messenger RNA, 1856 nt
Organism: Symbiodinium sp. CCMP2456
Lineage: Eukaryota; Dinophyceae; Suessiales; Symbiodiniaceae
Source: the annotation of a GenBank genome assembly